Striga hermonthica is the source of this 1497-nucleotide messenger RNA. The record is from the annotation of a GenBank genome assembly. Lineage: Eukaryota; Viridiplantae; Streptophyta; Magnoliopsida; Lamiales; Orobanchaceae.
AUGCCGCCGGCGGCAAGGAUUCUUGUGGUUGUGGCGCUGCUUUUGACGGCGGCGGCGGCGGGGGUCGCUAAAGGGAAGGGAUUGGUGCUAAGUCUGGAGAGGGCGAAUCACAUCGGGUUGGGGGUGAGUCAACUCAGGGACCGUGACCGAGUUAGACACGGUAGAUUCCUGCAGCAACAGCAGCAGGCUUUGGGGAUUGUUGAUUUACCCGUUCAAGGAACCUAUGAUCCAUAUCUUGUUGGGCUAUACUUCACAAGAGUUAAAUUGGGGAAUCCUCCAAAAGAAUUCUAUGUACAGAUAGACACAGGAAGUAAUGUCCUAUGGGUCAGUUGCAAUCCUUGCACCGGUUGCCCCAAAUCCAGUGGACUACAAAUAGAGCUCGAGUUUUUUGAUCCUUCCAGCUCAUCAACAGCUUCUCUAAUCUCGUGUUCAGAUCAAAGGUGUGGUUUGGGAGUUCAAACGUCUGAUGCUGGUUGUUCAGACCAAAAUCGGUGUGGAUACACAUUCCAGUAUGGUGAUGGGAGUGGGACCUCGGGAUUUUAUGUAUACGACUCAAUUUAUUUUGAUUCGAUAGUCGGGAACUCAAUGAUUUCUAAUUCUUCAUCCUCUGUUAUUUUCGGUUGUAGCACGUCACAGUCAGGAGACCUUACGAAACCUGAUAGGGCUGUUGAUGGCAUAUUUGGUUUUGGGCAGCAAGGAUUAUCUGUCAUCUCACAGCUUUCUUCACAGGGGAUAACCCCAAAUGCGUUCUCUCACUGUCUAAAAGGAGAAGAUGGUGGUGGUGGUAUAUUGGUGCUUGGUGAAAUCGUCGAGCCUAAUAUAGUUUACACCCCGCUUGUCCCCUCACAGCCACAUUACAAUGUAAAUCUACAAAGUAUUGCUGUAAAUGGGCAAACAUUAAACAUUGAUUCAUCAGUCUUUUCGACAUCGACCAACAAAGGAACGAUAAUUGAUUCGGGAACAACUUUAGCUUACCUAGCUGAAGAGGCUUACGAGACUUUUGUUUCUGCAAUUACACAAUCUGUUUCUCAAUCUGUGCGCCCUCUUCUAGUUAAAGGAAGUCAGUGUUACCUAACAACUUCCAGUGUAUCGGAGAUUUUUCCACCAGUUAGUUUAAACUUUGCUGGUGGCGCAUCUAUGAUACUUAGGCCCCAAGACUAUCUUUUGCAGCAGAAUUCUGUCGGAGGCGCUGCUGUGUGGUGCAUUGGUAUUCAGAAAAUUGAGGGUCAAGGGAUUACAAUUCUAGGAGAUCUUGUUCUGAAAGAUAAGAUCGUGGUGUAUGAUUUGGCUGGUCAAAGAAUUGGAUGGGCCAAUUAUGACUGUUCAUCAUCUGUGAAUGUCUCAACCACGACCAGCACGGGUAGAACCGAGUUUUUCAAUGCGGGACAACUAGAAAAAAGCAAGUCGGCAUAUCACGAGCUUCACAAGCUAAUACAAGGUUCCAUCCUAGCUUUGCUGUUGCAUUUAGCAUUCUUUGGGGUACUUCCAUUCUUGUGA